This is a messenger RNA of Cuscuta europaea, 1553 nucleotides long. The record is from the annotation of a GenBank genome assembly. Lineage: Eukaryota; Viridiplantae; Streptophyta; Magnoliopsida; Solanales; Convolvulaceae.
GGAGAAGAUCAACAACGGUCGUUGGAAGGGAUCGUUGACGAUUUCAAAUCAAAAUUCCAAUUUUCUCGCCACUUCAAUGCCUGCGUCUCUCUCGCCAUGAUCCUUGAGGGAAAUUUUCUUAAACCCUCUCAGAGGUUGGUUGCUCUAGCAAUUCUUUAUAGAGUAUAUUCUUCCCAACAGCCUUCAUCAAAUCCUUUUAUCUCGUUGCUCGUAAAUGCUGCAUCUGAUGAAGCGGCUGAAAAAAGUGAAAGGGCAUUUAUUCUCCAGUUGCUAUGUUCUGCCAACAGUGAAGAGAUUUUGAAACAGUCUGCUACAGAUUACAUGAGAAGUUUUGACCCUUCACGGCAUUCUUUCCCACAACACGAGCAGUUGCAACAACAGUAUGGAGGUAAAGCUCUACCAGAAAAAUAUAAUUUCUUGUUCAAGAGCAACACAGUGAGUAAUAUUAUUCCAGAUCCCGAUGUGCCACACGGAUGUGAUAGCAGUUCAGCAGAGUUUGAUUUGCAAUUGGGAUCUAAACCAAAGAUCGGAUCUGGGGAUGUUGAUGAGACUAUUAGUGGACUGUUGUCAAAAAUGUCCUUCCAAGGAUUAGGACCUCAGUGGAUACGGCCUCGCCCUCCUAGGCUUCCAGUGUUGGAUUGUGAGCUAGUGUGGCUAAACCCUGAUUCCAACUAUGAGCUUAAGUGGGAUCAUGGAAUGUGUGCUGAUACUAGCAGAGGAGAAGCAAUGAGGGAUUCGAUUGCAAAAGCUCUGAAGGGACCACUUGCUCCUGCACACCAAGAGCAAGUUGUAACAGAGUUGGCGAAUGACCCAAAGCUAGUAUACCAUUGUGGUCUAACACCGAGGAAACUUCCAGAGCUUGUUGAGAACAAUCCUCUUAUUGCAGUAGAAGUUCUUACUAAGCUAGUGAAUUCACCAGAAAUUGCUGAAUACUUUACAGUUCUUGUUAAUAUGGAAAUGAGUCUUCAUUCAAUGGAAGUAGUUAACCGACUCACACAAGCAGUUGAUUUGCCAACUGAAUUUAUACAUAUGUAUAUUACCAACUGCAUAUCUUCCUGUGAGAAUAUCAAGGAUAAGUAUAUGCAGAACAGAUUGGUAAGGCUCGUUUGCGUCUUCCUGCAGAGCUUGAUCCGGAAUAAAAUAAUAGACGUUCAAGACCUGUUUAUUGAAGUGCAAGCGUUUUGUAUCGAGUUCUCAAGGAUUAGGGAAGCCGCAGGAUUAUUUAGGUUGCUUAAAGCCUUAGAUGAUUCUGUGGAGGCCUCCGCCACUGCUGCUGCUACUUAAAAGUCUUACGCAAAUCCCUUUAUUCAGUCGAGCCGCUGGACUAAUUGCAUUUAUGGUCUUCCCCUCAUCCCCCUGUACUUCAUUUCCCCUUCUUUUGUAGUAGCUAGUAUAUAUUUAUUUUUUAUACACUUCUUUGCCUCUGGCUCUUGCCUAUCUAUGUUCCUGCCAAUCCAUGUGUAUGUUAUUAUAUCUGGCUAAUUAUUGGUAUAUAUUUUCCAGAAGCAUCCAAAUUUUUACGUUCUCCAGCCGGUUCCGGUCCCAAAAUAAAU